This is a messenger RNA of Dreissena polymorpha, 1906 nucleotides long. Its product is annotated as carbonic anhydrase-like. The record is from RefSeq and is a predicted model, not a curated record. Gene Ontology annotation, cellular component: cytoplasm. Lineage: Eukaryota; Metazoa; Mollusca; Bivalvia; Myida; Dreissenidae. The coding region runs from base 125 to 901 and encodes 258 amino acids. Gene Ontology annotation, molecular function: carbonate dehydratase activity; zinc ion binding. The transcript is spliced from 7 exons.
GUAAAGUGCCCAUUUCAAAAUGGUACAGUGUCACUCGAGAUCGAAACUUGAUAUAUGAUAAUUUUAUUUUGUGUUCUUUUCAGACGUUUUUGCCUUACACAACAUCCAACGACUCCGAGAUACAAUGGCACACUGGGGAUACACAGAGACAAAUGGACCCACCACGUGGAACAAGAAUUUUCCGAUCGCCGAAGGCAGCCGACAGUCUCCGAUCGACAUCGUGCCGUCAAAGGCGGUGUUCGACUCUGACCUCACGGCCAGCGACUCCCUUAGGGUCGACUACACACCGGAAGACGAGGCCCAUCUGCAGAACAACGGGCACAGCGUCAUGUGUCAGAUAACCAAGACCGGGUAUUUAACCGGUGGCCCCCUUGGUAGCCAACAGUUCCGGCUGGAGCAGUUCCACCUGCACUGGGGAGCAGACGACAACCGGGGAUCGGAGCAUACAAUUGACGGGAAGAUGUUCGCAUCCGAGCUCCACCUGGUCCAUUGGAACACGAAGUAUGACAGCUUCUCGGAUGCCGUAACCAAGAGCGACGGACUCGCCGUCCUCGGGAUCAUGAUCAAGCCCGGCCUCACGCAUCUUGGCUUUUCUUCCGUAUCGGACAACUUGAGCAAGAUGAGCAAACCCGGUAGCAAGGCCACAGUGCCCGUCUCUCUUGACCCAACCAGACUGUUGCCAAAUAACAUCAGCGCCUACUGGACGUACGAGGGCUCCCUCACAACCCCGCCCCUUUUGGAAAGUGUACAAUGGAUUGUCUUCAAAGAACCCGUGGAAUUCUCUCACCAACAGCUGACCGCUCUUCGCAGUCUCACUGAUUCCGACGGACAUCACAUGCAGGACAACUACCGACCUCCUGUGCCAACAAAAGGGAGAAAAGUCAGGGCCUCCUUUCAAUGAGACACAGUUCUGCAUUACUUCCCGUACAGUAUUGAACACGUUAACAGUGAUAGAACUUCGAAAACGUGUAGUUUUUUAACGCAGAUUAGACGCUUGGGUUACACAUGAUUGUUUUAUUCAGUUUUUACCACAUUAGGCAUAUUAUGAAACGAAGAGGCAAUACGAAUAACAUGCAACUAUUUGUGCAAUAUUGUAUGUACACUACGCAAAUCGAUCGCCAUAGCAUAUGUUCUGUUACUACUAUCACAAUUUAAUGACAAAUCAGUUUACCCACUGGUAUAUUUAAAUUUAAAAUUUCAUUGAUGAAUGUGUAUCUUCCGGUGGUCUAAUUAUUACACCAUACAUACAUAGAUUUUGAUUUGGAAAUAUUUCAUACAUUCCAUUUAUUACACAUAGCAGGGUGAAUUUUGUUUUCCAAAUUAGAUUAUGUGUCAGUAAUAGAUGGGUUUUUAUGUUCAAGUUGAAUGGGGGCAUCAUUGGUUUAUCAAUUUUCUGUGUUACAUUUGUUAGAUUCAUCGUUUGGAAAAGUAUUAACUCCAGCAUUAUGUAGUUAUGAAUAUUUACAUCUUUACAUUACAUUUACAUAUUAUUAUUAUUAUUAUUGCACAUGUAUAUCUGUAAGUUUUCGUGCGUAAGAAUGUUCAUUUAAACUAUAUCUCUUAAAACACUGAAUGUGGGGACACUGUUAGAAGUUUCAGUUUGACGAAAAUUGGUUAUCGAUUAACGGACGACAUCAUUAAAUAAUGAUCAAUGGUGCAUAUUGUUGAUGCCAUAUCCUCGUUUUUAGCCAAAGUACGGCUUCAAACGGACUGCAUUUAAGAACUAGUUUCCGCCUUUCGGCUUCUGGUAUGUGCAACUUAAAUGUAAGCAGAUAUAUUAUACAUUAAUUCAUACUGGCCUGUUUUGUGCUUAUAUAUAUAUUUGUUACACUUGUCUAUGUUUGUUCCAAAUGUUUAUUUAUCAUUAAGACUACAAUUGUAAAAUAAAAUAAAAUCAAUUCAAGUA